Molecule: messenger RNA, 3652 nt
Organism: Drosophila subpulchrella
Lineage: Eukaryota; Metazoa; Arthropoda; Insecta; Diptera; Drosophilidae
Exons: 4
Coding region: 375-1382 (335 amino acids)
Molecular function (GO): 8-oxo-dGDP phosphatase activity; nucleic acid binding
Source: RefSeq, a predicted model, not a curated record
UGAACAGCUGUCCUCAGUGGUGGCAGGCACUUACGUCUAUCUGUUUAUCUCCACACUGCAACUUUGUUCCUUGUGUUCUUUGUUACCUGAUCAGUUGGUUUGGGUGGCAUGAAGGCCCUUUAAAAAGUGUCAUUGAAAUUUUGUAGAAAUAGGGUGAAAAGCUUACACAACAAGUGCGUGCUAUUCAGUGAGUGCAAGUGUUUGUUGUAGAACAAGCCCAAAAAGUAAAAAAUACAAAAGGAACACUUCUGCGGUGUGUUUACGAAAAGCGGUGAAAAAAACAAACUGCGUUAAAUGUCUUCAUCGGAAGUCAACAUAUCGCGUUUGCUGAUCCUAGCGCAGAAAUUUAACAACUUCUACCUAAAAGGUGAGAAAUGCAGUCAUCAAUAUCCGGUCUUUUGUUUAGAGGUUUUCAUAAAUGUGACACUCGGCCAUUUGUAGUUGAGGGUCAACAAGUUGGUCUCAUCAAGUCAGAUGUUCUAAAGCAUCUCAUAAAGUAUCCUGAAGUAUUUUGCAUCCGGGACUGCGAGCAAACCAAACAGGGGUUUGUUGAGCUGAAUCCUGCAUUCCGUGAUUACAAUGAGCGCACUGAGCAACUCGAAAAGGUAUUGCGUAACCUACGUUCUGAGGGAUUACUUCCUGCUUUACAGGGAUGGAGGGAUGAGUACUUUGAAGUAAAGUCGGAACGUAGGGCUCUACUGAAAAUGGAACGAGCAGCAACACCGCUUUUUGGAGUGCGCAAGUAUGGCGUCGAUAUCAACGGUUACGUGAGACAUCCGACGCUUGGAUUAUGUAUUUGGCUGCAGCAGCGAUCCAAUACAAAAGAGACAUGGCCUGGAAAGUGGGACAAUAUGGUAGGCGGUGGACUUUCUGUAGGCCUUGGCAUUAAGGAGACUGCAAUUAAGGAAGCAGCUGAGGAGGCAUCAAUUCCUUUUCAUCUUGUCAUGAACUUGGUGUCCGCAGGAUGUGUCUCAUUUUACUUUGAAAGCCGGCAAGGGCUUUUUCCCAAUACCGAAUAUGUUUUCGACCUAGAGCUACCGGUUGACUUUGUUCCGCAGAAUGCUGACGGAGAGGUACAGGCUUUCGAGCUGCUUCCAGCCAAGGAGUGCAUGGAGCGAGUAUUUACUUCAGAUUUCAAAACAACUUCAGCGCCUGUGGUCAUUGAUUUUCUUAUCCGACACGGGCAUAUAACUGCUGAUGAUGUGGUAGACUUUACGCAAAUCGUUGAGCUCUUGCACGUUCCCUUACAGUCCCUUUAUACGUACAAGGCACAUUUGGGACAGUUUCAAAGGCAACAUCAGAAUUUGCAGGGCGAUACCAAAAAUUACCGUUGUUUAAGCUUCCAAAAAUCGAUGGAGAAUGGGCACAAAAAGGCAACUUAAUCAUAAAUGUAUAGUUUUCAGGAAAUCAGGAUUGUGUCAAACAAGAAUCAAAAGACUGUUAUUGAUGGGAAAUUUCCAAACCCAAGACAGCAGCUAAUGACGGAUAAAACAUAUAUAAGUGUGUUAUAUUUAUUACCCAAACGUAAAGACAAGAGACAAGAGAGAAACGUGUAACUAAACUUAAUCUAAUAUUUGACAUUUUUAAUGACGAUAAUUUAAAAGUUUAAAGCUAGGACUGCAAAAGUUAAAAAUUAAGCAGAUAAGUAAAUAAAGCUAACUAAACCGGAUUAUGUUGUAGAUCAGCGGUCGGCACGGAAUAUUAUGACAUUUUGUUUUUUAUUUAUGUGAGUAAUUUGCACGGGGCAGCUAAUCGAUGUGUAUGUGACGACGGCUGUUCUACGGUGUUCGUGUGCUGACAGAGGCUGAGCGAAGCUAUUUCCUAUGCCCGCUUAAUGGGACGCUGCCGACCGCUGUUGUAGAAUUUGAAGGUUUCAAUUAUUUUCUGGGAUAAUUACGUUGGAAGUGAUUGCCGUAAGCCUUAAGUUGAUGUAAGUCCAUCGUUUAAUGUCGUUUUAUUGAAAAAAUUUCAGCGUUUUAUGUUAAAUAUGUAUUUCUAUACAUUUGACGAAAAUUAGCAUUUAUUCUUGAAAUAUUUUUUCCAUAAUAUUCCAAUAACUUUUACGUCUAUAAUUUUUAAAAUGUUAUGAAAAACACGGACAAAAUUAAAAAAAUGUAUUAGAGAUAGUUAAAUAGCAAUAAUAUUUAAUAUUAAAAUAACGUUCACUACUAUGUGUGUACCACAGUGCUCAAAUUUAAGUGAAAUCGACAUUAUGUUAGAUAGUUUUCUGUUCAAAAUUUAAUUUAUUUUGAUUCUUAAUAAAAAAGGAUUCAUUAUUGAUUUACACCUUAUUGAAAUUUAGUCACGACAAUACUAGAGGGUUAUUACAUUAAUGAUAAACCAUUUUAUCAUCAGGGUUCUAUUCGUUUUUAUCAUGCGUCAACAGCCUUGAACCAGUCAGUGGCCGGUAAAGAGGCCAACCAUUGCACGCGUUUACUUAAUACAAAAAAUUACAACCAUAGACAAAUGUGCCUUGCUUAAUUUUACAAAGAAAAAAGCAUUUACAAAAAGAAAAAAAAUCUAAAGAUGUUAGUAUUCAGGGACCUUUAUCAUAGUAAGUUAUUUUAAAAACAACAAGGAACGCUAUAUCCGACCAUGUCGACUCUUAGAUACCCGUUACUCAGCUAAGGGAAGUGCGAGGGAGAUAAGCAUGCAGCAAAUCGGCUGUUUCCGAUGUUGCGUUAAAGUGGGCGUGGCACUUCGCUGAAACAAACUUCCGCUACCCUAGAACCCCUAGAAUCUGUAUGCUUAAUCCCAACUAUAUAGCUUAUGGUUUCCGCGAUGUCAGCGUUCAUACUGACGGAAUAGUUCAUAAUAUCUUAUAUAAUAAUAAAAAUAUGUUAUAUAUAAGUGAUAUAUGUAUGUAAUAUAUUCAGACUGUGAACAUAUUAAAAUUUAAUACAAAACGUUUGGAAUGUAAUAUAAUCAGCGGUUCAUAUGUAGACAAUACAGUGAAUCACAUGUUACAUGAGUUUGGCAUUAAUGUUCCGCCUGGGACAUCACCACAUAACCUAAUUUAUUUUCUAAUCAACCGUGACGAAAUAAGCACCAUUAUCUAUACGCAUAGUUGCUCAAAACAGUUAAAACGUUUCGAUUCUGAUGCACAUUCGGUUGAUAGAAUGAUUAUUUAUAUAAAUUAAGUUAUAAAAGAACUAGCUUAAGCCUUCAGCCAAGCAUUACUAAUUGUAAAGCUGUAGAAAGAGGAGAAACUGUAAAAAAAGAUUUGAAAAAUAAACUAUUAUUAAAGUCGUUAGCACUGAAACUUCGGGUAUAAUAAAAAAAUUGAACAAAAUUGUAAAUGUUCGAGUAAAUGUUUACUCAUAUGAGAGUAUUUCGAAGAAAGAGUUUUAUACUUAUUUAUCGUGUAAUCAAACAUUUGAACCAAAAGAUUAAAUUCGUAAUGUAAUCAUCUUUUUUUAAUGAUUGAUACAUUUUGUAAACUUAAAACCGCUUUUUAAAUGGUUUAUACAAAGAAAACACCUAUUUUUUCAUAACUAUGAAUGGGCUUCAUAGUUCUACCCAAGCACACAUUUAAAUGUAAGUAAUGAUUAUUUGUAAGCCACACUUUUUCGCUUACAAGCAAUGAUUAUUUCUGAUAAAUACUUAUAAAACUCAGAAAUAAUUAUUAUUUCUGACCAAAAUCAAUUAAAAA